Volvox carteri f. nagariensis is the source of this 1413-nucleotide messenger RNA. RefSeq lists its product as uncharacterized. The record is from RefSeq and is a predicted model, not a curated record. Bases 55 to 588 code for a protein of 177 amino acids. The transcript is spliced from 5 exons. Gene Ontology annotation, cellular component: UDP-N-acetylglucosamine transferase complex; extrinsic component of endoplasmic reticulum membrane. NCBI's taxonomy places the organism in Eukaryota, Viridiplantae, Chlorophyta, Chlorophyceae, Chlamydomonadales, Volvocaceae. Gene Ontology annotation, biological process: dolichol-linked oligosaccharide biosynthetic process. Gene Ontology annotation, molecular function: hexosyltransferase activity.
CGGGCUUCAGGAACUAGUUUUAAAGACGGGUCUCCGGUAACUGAGUUCUUGAGCAUGCCCCCGGCAAAUAGGUCGGUGUUUGUCACCGUAGGCACGACAAAGUUUGAAGCUCUUGUAGAGCGUGUAGACUCACUCGAAUUGUUGCGAGCUCUUCGCGACAAAGGUUACACAAAAAUAAUUAUCCAGAAGGGUAACGGAAUUUAUUGUCCGAACGUCAUCGUCCCGAAGGGCCAAACCAAGGCUACUACGGAAGGCGUGGAAGUCGAGUACUUCGACUACUCUCCCUCCCUCGCCAGCUACAUCGCGUCAGCAGCGCUGGUAAUUAGCCAUGCAGGCUCCGGCUCCAUCUUCGAGACCCUGACAGCGAGGGUGCCCCUCAUUGUGGUUCCCAACCCGCUGCUGAUGGACAACCACCAAGUGGAGCUCGGGGAGCAGCUGGCAGAUAUGGGGCAUCUAGUGAGUGCGGCGCCGUGCGACCUGCUGGCCGCCGUACGGAGCUUUGACGCCAGUCGCCUGGUGCCGUACACCAAGGGCAGCACGGAGGACAUGGUUCGCGCCAUAGACCGACAAUUAGGGUUCGCGCCGUGAGGGACGGCGACGGCGACGGGAGGGGAAGCGGGGCCUUCCAAUGACAGAUGUAUGUAUGGAUCGGCAGGGGUGCGGAUGGAGCCGUUAGAGACCUUGGAGCCAGGACCUGGCAACCAACGUACAAAGUGAUGUGGAGGAGAAGCCUACUAAUAACACUCCUAACCCGAAACGGCCUGGAGGUUCACUUUUCGACUCAGUGGCUCUUCGGUUCUUACUGGACGACUUCCCGAGCAAUGGAUAGCAGCAGUCUCGGUUGUGUUUCGGAGCCCCUUGAGUCCCAAAGUGGAUCCAUGUUGACUUUGGCUUUACCAUGCGGGGUACGACUGGAUCGAGGACUGCACAGGAGGAGAGAGGGGAGAGAGAGAGAGAGAGAGAGAGAGAGACAGAGGGAUGCGGCCGGUUGAGACUGCAGUUCGUAUGGGUAGUCACGCAGCUCGCAAUGCAGGUGUCAAGGACUAUCCGUAUGUGCUCUCCGUCUGCCUCUACGACUCCGUUGGUUGAACGCGCUGCAGGGCGCGGAGGAGGGAGGGAAAGACGAACCACGAACGAGUGAGGAGGAAGGGGCGGUAAACCCUAGGUUAACUGAGUAUGAUUGCGUAGGAAUGUUUCCGCCUCCUAAGUUGCUGGAGGGACACCUAUGAAGGUCAACUGUCAGUCUUGCCCCGCUUUGGGGGGGACAUAGCAUCGUCGAGUGAUGGCAGCUUCCAGGUUUAGACGCACAUCCACCCAUCCUUUCCAUCCAUUGCACAGCCCAUGAUGCAGAGCGGAGCUCCCUAAAACAACGUUGUGUGGACCCUGACGCACAUACAUCUGAUUUCCCUACCC